Molecule: messenger RNA, 444 nt
Organism: Lepus europaeus (European hare)
Lineage: Eukaryota; Metazoa; Chordata; Mammalia; Lagomorpha; Leporidae
Gene: IL4
Product: interleukin 4
Exons: 4
Coding region: 1-444 (147 amino acids)
Biological process (GO): positive regulation of interleukin-13 production; positive regulation of amyloid-beta clearance; positive regulation of macroautophagy
Cellular component (GO): extracellular region
Molecular function (GO): interleukin-4 receptor binding; cytokine activity; growth factor activity
Source: RefSeq, a predicted model, not a curated record
AUGGGGCUCUCUUCCCAGCUGCCUGUCACUCUGCUGUGCCUCCUCGCAGGCACUGCGCACUUCAUCCAGGGGCGCAGGAGCGAUAUCAUCCUACCCGAGAUCAUCAAAACCCUGAACAUCCUCACUGAGAGAAAGACUCCAUGCACCAAGCUGACUAUAGCAGACGCCCUGGCCGUCCCCAAGAACACAACCGAGAGAGAAGCCGUCUGCGGGGCCGCGACUGCACUCCGGCAGUUCUACCUCCACCACAGGGUGUCCUGGUGCUUCAAGAAGCACGGAGAGCCCGGUGACCUGGGACUCCUGAGAGGACUCGACAGGAACCUCUGCAGCAUGGCGAAGCUGAGCAACUGUCCUGGGAAGGAAGGCAGACAGACUACACUGGAAGACUUCUUGGACAGGCUAAAGACCGCCAUGCAAGAGAAAUACUCUAAGCGUCGGAGCUGA